Thunnus maccoyii (southern bluefin tuna) is the source of this 1138-nucleotide messenger RNA. RefSeq names its product short chain dehydrogenase/reductase family 39U, member 1 (gene sdr39u1). The transcript is spliced from 6 exons. The coding region runs from base 134 to 1042 and encodes 302 amino acids. Lineage: Eukaryota; Metazoa; Chordata; Actinopteri; Scombriformes; Scombridae. The record is from RefSeq and is a predicted model, not a curated record.
ACGGAUUUCCUCUUGGUCCAAAAAGGCGAAAACAACCCACUGUUACUUCACGUAACAGCACCUUCAUGAAGAUCGGUGAUACCUGCAGCCACACCCAAUAUUUAUUUCAACGUUGGACGGUAUUUUGGUGACCAUGAGAGUCUUAAUAGGAGGAGGAUCUGGCUUUGUGGGCCGUGAGCUGACUCGCCUGCUCAGAGGCAAAGGUCAUGAGGUCACAGUGAUAUCUCGCCAGCCUGGUCCAGGAAAGAUAACAUGGGAUGAAUUGGAGUCUAGUGGCCUCCCACCAUGCGAAGGUGCUGUUAAUUUGGCCGGAGAGAAUCUCAUGAACCCGUUGCGAUGGUGGAACGAAAGCUACAAGAAGGAUUUGUUUUCCAGUCGCAUUGACACUACAAAAGCUCUCGCUCAAGCAAUCGCUGCCUCCCCGAGUCCUCCUCACUCCUGGGUCCUGGUAUCAGGUGUAGCGUGCUACCAGCCCAGUCUGACAGCUGAGUACACAGAAGACAGCGAAUGGACACCGUUUGACCUGCUUUCAAAACUUGUGAGAGAGUGGGAGGCCUCCGCACUUCUGCCUGAGAAUGUGACAAAAAACACCAAACAAGUGGUCAUCAGGCCUGGGGCAGUACUCGGUCGUGACGGUGGCGCCAUGAAGCAAAUGCUGCUGCCCUUCUGGCUCGGCCUCGGGGGCACUCUGGGAUCCGGAAGACAGCCGUUCCCCUGGAUCCACGUCUCAGACCUAGCGGGAAUCAUCGCCCACGCCCUGGAACCCCCCGCAGACGCCCCCUCCCCUUCACCGCAAGUGUUAAACGGAGUCGCACCUGCCCUGAACACCAACUACGAGUUCACCAAAGAACUGGGGCGGGUCCUGAGGCGGCCCACUAUAUUUCCUGUGCCUGGCUUCGUCAUGAAUACGCUAAUGGGAUCAGAGAGGGCUGUGGUCCUCACUCAGGGCCAGAAAGUCAUACCCAAGAGGACUUUAGAGGCCGGAUUUCAGUACAAGUAUCCAGACUUGACCUCGGCUCUGAAAGAGAUUGUUGGGAGUUAACAGAUGUUGAAAGAACGUGUGCUGACUUAAGAUUUUCUGUAAUUAUGUGUUCAUAUUUACUGUAUUACAAGAAUAUAAACAAAAAUGGCAACUGAA